AAGAAGCGAGGUUGCUUGAGCCUGCUGCUGUCAUGGCGGCGGCCAGCCCCAUUGCGGGGAGCUCGGCGCCGGAGGCAGCGGGUUCCCCUGAAGCCCCGCUGCAGUACAGCCUUCUCCUGCAGCACUUGGUAGGCGACAAGCGUCAGCCGCGGCUUCUGGAGCCGGGCAGCCUUGGCGGGAUCCCGAGCCCGGUCAAGAGCGAGGAGCAGAAGAUGAUCGAGAGGGCGAUGGAAAGCUGCGCCUUCAAGGCGGCGCUGGCCUGCGUGGGAGGAUUUGUUUUGGGAGGCGCCUUUGGGGUGUUUACUGCCGGCAUUGAUACCAACGUAGGCUUUGACCCAAAGGACCCCUACCGUACACCAACUGCACGAGAAGUUCUCAAGGACAUGGGGCAGAGAGGAAUGUCCUACGCCAAAAAUUUUGCCAUUGUGGGUGCCAUGUUUUCCUGCACUGAGUGUUUGGUAGAAUCUUAUCGGGGCAAGUCUGAUUGGAAGAACAGUGUCAUCAGUGGCUGCAUCACCGGAGGAGCCAUUGGUUUCAGAGCUGGUGUAAAGGCCGGGGCCAUUGGCUGUGGAGGUUUUGCUGCUUUCUCUGCUGCAAUCGAUUAUUACCUCCGGUGAGAGGAAUGGUCUGGGGUAAGGAGAUGGCUGGCCAGGAUGGAACUGGUCUUUGGAGGACAGUUUUCUGUACUACUUGGCAUUGCUUCAGGAGUAAUGGAGCCCAAGCACUGGUUUUUCCCUCAUACAGCUGAUGGUG
Messenger RNA from Perognathus longimembris pacificus (Pacific pocket mouse), 753 nucleotides. It is a transcript of the gene Timm22, whose product is annotated as translocase of inner mitochondrial membrane 22. Gene Ontology annotation, cellular component: TIM22 mitochondrial import inner membrane insertion complex. Lineage: Eukaryota; Metazoa; Chordata; Mammalia; Rodentia; Heteromyidae. Gene Ontology annotation, molecular function: transmembrane protein transporter activity. The coding region runs from base 33 to 617 and encodes 194 amino acids. The record is from RefSeq and is a predicted model, not a curated record. Gene Ontology annotation, biological process: protein insertion into mitochondrial inner membrane. The transcript is spliced from 4 exons.